UCACCAUGGAACGGAACGGACGGUUUCGAUCUCAUCUCUGAGAGUGCCACUUGUUCAAAUUGACAUGUUAGCCGCACGCGAAUCAGCUCCCUGGCGUUGAUGAGAUCUCUCUAACGAAGGGUAAAACAGUCCUCAUAACAGAACCCUCGUCUAUUACCUCUCUCUCCCAUCAGCCUCUCUCAUUGCUCUCUCUCUCCAACUGACUGUUAAUCUCCUCUCUCUUGGUAACAUCUUUCUGAAUGUCCAUCACUGGGUGCAUGUUUUGUUCCCUAUAACUUCAUAAGACCAGAGCAUUGACAUGGCAAGUUAUAUGGGAAGAGGAGACCCUUUAAAUGGUUCUGUGUACGUCUGUAACUUACCUCCUGGAACUGAUGAGAGUAUGCUGGCUGAUUUUUUUGGCACCAUAGGGUUGCUAAAGAAGGACAAAAGGACUGGUCGACCAAAGAUCUGGUUAUACAGAGAUAAAGUUACAAGUGAACCAAAGGGUGAUGCAACAGUGACAUAUGAGGAUCCACAUGCAGCAUUGGCUGCUGUGGAAUGGUUUAAUAACAAGGAUUUUCAUGGGAGUACUAUCGAGGUACAUAUAGCUGAGUCAAAGUCGAAAGACUCAGUUGAUCAUUCAUACAAUUCGGGUUUCACCCAUCAAAUGAAUCAUGCUGGCAAUCUAAGUGUAGCUGGUGAUUUUGGCGGACAAGAGGAAGAUGCUAGGGAUUUGAAUGAGGGUGCAGGAAGAGGUAGAGGACGGGGUGAUGCUUCAGGAAAAGCAUGGCAACAAGAAGGAGACUGGUUGUGUCCCAAUACAAGCUGCUCCAAUGUAAACUUCACAUUUCGUGGUGUCUGUAACCGCUGCGGAACUGCUCGCCCUGCUGGUGCCUCUGGCAUGGUUGCAGGGGGUGGUGGUCGAGGGAGGGGCCGUGGAAGCAAUGACUCUGGGGGCCGUGGCCAAUCGGCUGGUGGUCCAACAGGGCUCUUUGGUCCAAAUGAUUGGCCCUGUCCAAUGUGCGGCAAUAUCAACUGGGCAAAACGUACAAAAUGCAAUAUCUGUAAUACCAAUAAGCCUGGUCACAAUGAGGCUGGUGUGAGAGGAGGGCGUGCCGGAGGUUACAAAGAACUCGAUGAAGAAGAAAUAGAGGAAACAAGGCGGCGGCGGCGGGAGGCCGAAGAGGAUGACGGGGAGAUGUAUGAUGAGUUUGGCAAUCUCAAGAAGAAGUUCCGUGCCAAAAUGCAGCAAACCAAAACUGGACAGUUACUCCCAGGUUCUGGGCGUGCAGGAUGGGAAGUGGAGGAGCUAGGCACGACUGAAAGAGAUGGUAGAGAGAGAAGCAGAGACAGAGGAAGAGACCAUGGCGAAAGAGAGAGCAAAAGGAGCCAGGAGCAAGAUGCGUACAUGCAUGAGAAGGAGAGGCACCGAAGCCGAAGCAGAGAAAGGGAUAGAGACCGCAACAAGGAAAGAGGGAGAGACAGGGACAGGGAGCGAGACCGAGACUACGACUACGAUAGAGGUCGAGAACAUGGAAGGGACCGUGAUCGGCUCCAGGAAUGGUAGUAGUUAUAGGGAACUGCUGUCUUUCCCUGCCCAAGCAUUUUUGGUUGACAUUAAGAAAGUUUCGUGUUGUAGGGAACAACUGACUUUGCUUCUUUGGGUAUUGGACUUGAAGGUUUGAACUUGUCUUUUAUUUACCCCAGCCUUUUAUGUCUACUGGUUUGUAAUGAGUCCAUAAAAAGGGACUUCCAUUUUCCUU
Magnolia sinica is the source of this 1742-nucleotide messenger RNA. RefSeq names its product transcription initiation factor TFIID subunit 15-like. The transcript has 8 exons. The record is from RefSeq and is a predicted model, not a curated record. NCBI's taxonomy places the organism in Eukaryota, Viridiplantae, Streptophyta, Magnoliopsida, Magnoliales, Magnoliaceae. Gene Ontology annotation, molecular function: RNA binding. The coding region runs from base 299 to 1546 and encodes 415 amino acids.